AAUGGCCAAUUUAAAGAAACAUUAGUUCAAAUGUUUAAGAAUAUCCUCAGAGAAGUUAAAGAAGAGAAGGAAAAAGCUACUUAUUGCUACACCGGCAAUGAAAAAGAACAUCAUGCACAAGUUUCUAAAGAAAAGACUGAACAAUUAACCUAA
Molecule: messenger RNA, 153 nt
Organism: Racocetra fulgida
Lineage: Eukaryota; Fungi; Glomeromycota; Glomeromycetes; Diversisporales; Gigasporaceae
Source: the annotation of a GenBank genome assembly